AAAGCCGCGGACCCUCGUCAGGUGUUCCCGGGAGAAGAGUCGGGGCGAGGGGACUAGAGCGAAGGAAGUUUAGGGAAGUCCUGACAAGAGACAAGAAAUGAAGAAAAAGGAGGUCCCAGGACCUAGAUAGUGUCAUAUCUGGGCCACUUUUGACUGGUGACUAGAUUUCUCACUAGAAAUUUAGAGCAUAUCCAGAAGAGACAAAGACAGAAUAUCCCAGUUGCUGGCCAUUUCUCAGAACAGAGGAAAAUGAUCAAUGCCCAGGAAUCGCUGACACUGGAGGACGUGGCCGUGGACUUCACCUGGGAGGAGUGGCAGCUCCUGGCCCCUGCCCAGAAGGACCUGUACCGGGACGUGACGUUGGAGAACUACAGCAACCUGGUGUCAGUGGGGUAUCAAGCCAGCAAACCAGAUGCACUCUCCAAGCUGGAACGAGGGGAGGAACCGUGCGCGAAACAGGAGGAAGUCCCCAGUGGAACCCGGCCAGAACCUAGCAAAGUUGAUAAUCACCUGCAAGGUCCCUGGGAAAAUCCAAGAAUGCUGAAAGGUAUGGAACAAAACCACAAACACAAUGCAUUUGGAAAUAUUCCUCAAAGCAAAAGUCAUUUUCCUUCCAGGCAAAAUCAUAUGCUUGAGUUCUAUAUAAAAACUUUGAAAUCAAAUUUAAGUUUAGUCAACCAGAGCAAAAGCUAUGAAAUUAAAAACUCUACUAAAUUCAAUGGAGAUGAGAAAUUAUUUCUGCAUGAUAAGCAGGAAGAUUUUAAUUCUGCUGUUAAACUCCCUAUAAGUGCAAAACCUAUUAGCAAUAAGUCACAAGUCGUUAAGCAUCAGAGAACUCGUGAAAUAGAGAAACCCCAUGUAUGCAGUGAAUGUGGAAAAGCCUUCAUUAAGAAGUCCCAGCUCACAGAUCAUCACAGAGUUCAUACAGGAGAGAAACCUUAUGGAUGCAAUAUUUGUGCAAAAGUAUUCUCCAGAAAGUCCAGCCGUCUAAUUGAACACCAGCGAACACACACUGGAGAGAAACCCUAUGUAUGCAGCGACUGUGGAAAAGGUUUCCCAGGGAAGCGUAAUCUCAUUGUACAUCAGCGAAAUCAUACUGGAGAGAAAUGCUAUGUAUGCAGUGAAUGUGGAAAGGGCUUCACUGGGAAGAGCAUGCUCAUCAUACACCAGCGAACUCAUACAGGAGAGAAACCCUACAUCUGCAGUCAAUGUGGGAAAGGCUUCACCACGAAGCACUAUGUCAUCAUACAUCAACGAAAUCACACAGGAGAAAAGCCCUAUAUAUGCAGUGAAUGUGGGAAAGGUUUCACGAUGAAGAGUCGACUGAUUGAACAUCAGCGAACUCACACAGGUGAGAAACCCUAUGUAUGCGAUGAAUGUGGAAAAGGCUUUCCCAGGAAGAGUAAUCUCAUUGUACAUCAGAGAAAUCAUACAGUAGAGAAAUCCUAUGUAUGCAGUGAAUGUGGAAAAGGUUUCACUGUGAAGAGCAUGCUCAUCAUACACCAACGAACUCAUACUGGAGAGAAACCCUACAUCUGCAGUGAAUGUGGGAAAGGCUUCCCCUUGAAGAGUCGACUGGUCGUACAUCAACGAACACACACUGGAGAGAAACCUUACAGAUGCAGUGAAUGUGGGAAAGGUUUCAUUGUGAAUAGUGGACUGAUGUUACAUCAGCGAACUCACACUGGAGAGAAACCCUAUAUAUGCAAUAAAUGUGGAAAAGGUUUUGCCUUUAAGAGCAAUCUUGUGGUACAUCAGCGAACUCAUACUGGAGAGAAACCCUUUACAUGCAGUGAAUGUGGAAAAGGCUUCACCAUGAAACGCUAUCUCAUUGUACAUCAACAAAUCCAUACAGGAGAGAAAUCGUACAUAUGCAGCGAAUGUGGUAAAGGCUUUGCUAUGGAAACUGAGCUCAUUUUACAUCAGCAAAUUCAUACUGGAGAGAAACCUUACGCAUGCAAUGAAUGUGGUAAAGGCUUCACUGUGAAAAGCCGACUAAUCGUUCAUCAGCGAACUCAUACAGGAGAGAAACCUUUUAUAUGCAGUGAAUGUGGAAAAGGCUUCUCCUCAAAGAGAAAUCUUAUUGUACAUCAGAGAACUCAUAAUGGAAACAAACCCUACACAUGCAGUGAGUGUGGAAAAGGCUUCACCAUGAAGCGCUAUCUGAUUGCACAUCAGCGAACUCAUAGUGGAGAGAAACCUUAUGUGUGCAGUGAAUGUGGAAAAGGCUUCACUGUGAAAAGCAAUCUCAUUGUGCAUCAGCGAACUCAUACAGGGGAGAAACCGUAUAUAUGCAAUGAAUGCGGUAAAGGCUUCACCAUGAAGCGCUAUCUUGUUGUCCAUCAGCGAACUCAUACUGGAGAGAAACCCUAUAUAUGUAGUGAGUGUGGAAAAGGCUUCACAGUGAAGAGUAAUCUCAUUGUACAUCAGCGAUCUCAUACUGGGGAAAAAUCUUAUAUGUGCAGUGAAUGUGGAAAAGGCUUCACCACAAAGCGCACUCUCAUUAUACAUCAGCGAACUCACACAGGAGAGAAAUCUUACUUAUGUAAUGAAUGUGGAAAAGGCUUCACCACAAAGCGCACCCUUAUUAUACAUCAGCGGACUCACACAGGAGAGAAACCCUAUGAAUGCAAUGAGUGUGGUAAAGCCUUCAGCCAGAAGAUAUGCCUCAUACAACAUGAGAGAUGUCAUACAGGAAAGACUCCCUUUGUGUGUACUGAGUGUGGAAAAUCCUAUUCUCACAAAUAUGGUCUCAUUACCCAUCAGAGAAUUCACACGGGAGAGAAACCCUAUGAGUGCAAUGAAUGUGGAAAAGCCUUCACCACAAAGUCAGUACUCAACGUCCACCAAAGAACUCAUACAGGAGAGAGACCAUAUGGAUGCAGCGAUUGUGAGAAAGCCUUCUCCCACUUGUCAAACCUUGUUAAACAUAAGAAAAUGCACAUAAGAGAAAGGGUAGAUUCAGUCAAGUUGUAA
Molecule: messenger RNA, 2976 nt
Organism: Odobenus rosmarus divergens (Pacific walrus)
Lineage: Eukaryota; Metazoa; Chordata; Mammalia; Carnivora; Odobenidae
Gene: ZNF432
Product: zinc finger protein 432
Exons: 7
Coding region: 250-2976 (908 amino acids)
Biological process (GO): negative regulation of transcription by RNA polymerase II
Molecular function (GO): DNA-binding transcription repressor activity, RNA polymerase II-specific
Source: RefSeq, a predicted model, not a curated record